AGUUGUGCAAUACGUCUGACACGCACGUGAAAUCAUGAAAGCUAUCAUCGUUGGAACAUUUUAAUAUCACUAUAAUUCAAAAGUGUUUAACAUAAAAAUUUUCAUCAAUGAAUCUAUAACAUUGUGAAAUUAAAAAUUUAUUUUAAACAAAGUUUCAACAUGUUUUCUUUGCGACAAGCAUUUCGUUGUGGCACACGGUUGAUUCUGACGAAAAAACCUAUAAAUUUGCAUCGGCUUCCAUGGACUACUAAUGAAAAUCUCGAAGUCAAUUUUUGCGAACGAAUGUGUAUUCAUUCGAAGACGAAUCUCUGCGAAUCAUCACAAGAGAAUAACGAAGAAACCAGUAAGAAACAGGUGCUUGGAAAGCUCGAAGGAAAACUGAAGCUGAUGUUUACAUGUAAAGUAUGCCAGUAUAGAAGUAGCAAAAUUAUAUCGAAAGUGGCAUACGAAAAGGGAGUAAUUAUAAUUCGUUGCGAUGGUUGCAAAAAUAAUCACUUGAUUGCUGAUAAUCUGGGAUGGUUCGAAGACUUAAAACGUAGAAACAACAUUGAAAAAUUAAUGGCAGCAAAGGGAGAGACUGUUCAGAGGAUAAGAAAUAGCGAUGGAUUCAUUGAAGUUAUUGAGAAAGCAGAAUAUGAUUUGUUACAACAUAAUAUGAAAUGGGAACAGGAUUUAAUUGAAAAGCAAAAACAGACAGAUAGUCAAAUAAAGAAAAGUGGAAAUUCAGAGGACACAUAACUAUUAUCUAAGGAAAAGACUUUAUUUUAAAAAUAUAGUGGUGAAAAAAUAUUUAGGCAAAUGUA
Messenger RNA from Megachile rotundata (alfalfa leafcutting bee), 803 nucleotides. RefSeq lists its product as uncharacterized. Gene Ontology annotation, biological process: protein stabilization; protein folding; protein import into mitochondrial matrix. Gene Ontology annotation, molecular function: protein-folding chaperone binding; zinc ion binding. NCBI's taxonomy places the organism in Eukaryota, Metazoa, Arthropoda, Insecta, Hymenoptera, Megachilidae. The record is from RefSeq and is a predicted model, not a curated record. Gene Ontology annotation, cellular component: mitochondrion.